GACGGGCGGGCCGCGGCGAGCGCGCUUGGCAAAGUUUCAGCCCGGCAGCCCGACGGAGCGGGGCCGCCUCCAUGGAGCCCCACUAGCCGCCGCCGAGAGGGGAGCGGGGACCUCUUCGCUUGCCAACGGGGGGACCCUCGCCUGCCCCCCCAGCCCCGCCCCAGGAUGGACCAGCCGUCGGCCACGCAGACGCCGCACCCCCACGAGCCCAUCAGCUUCGGGAUCGACCAGAUCCUGAACACCGCCGAGCCGGAGAGCCCGUCGCAGGCCGCCCCGCGGGCCCCCCCAGACGCCGCGCCCCCCAACUCCUACCUGGGCGGCCCCGUCGGGCGGCCCGGCGCGCCCUACCCGUCGCUGCCCGGCGGGCCCUUCUUGGGCUCGCCCUUCGAGGAGGCCGGCUCGUACAGCGUCAACCUCAGCCUGGCGCCCUCGGGGGUCAUCCGCGUGCCGGCCCACCGGCCCAUCCCCGGCGCCGUGCCGCCCCCCCUCGCCAGCGCCCUCCCCGCCAUGCCCGGCCUGGGCGGCCUCAACUUCCCCUGGAUGGAGAGCAGCCGCCGCUUCGUCAAGGACCGCUUCACAGCGGCGGCGGCGCUGACGCCCUUCACGGUGACGCGGCGGAUCGGGCACCCCUACCAGAACCGCACGCCCCCCAAGCGCAAGAAGCCGCGCACCUCCUUCUCCCGGGUGCAGAUCUGCGAGCUGGAGAAGCGCUUCCACCGCCAGAAGUACCUGGCCUCCGCCGAGAGGGCCGCGCUCGCCAAGUCGCUCAAGAUGACCGACGCCCAAGUGAAGACCUGGUUCCAGAACCGGCGGACCAAGUGGCGGAGACAGACGGCGGAGGAGCGGGAAGCCGAGCGGCAGCAGGCCGGCCGGCUGAUGUUGCAGCUGCAGCACGACGCCUUCCAGAAGUCGCUCAACGACUCCAUCCAGCCGGACCCGCUGUGCCUGCACAACUCGUCCCUCUUCGCCCUGCAGAACCUGCAGCCCUGGGAGGAGGAGGCCGCCAAGAUCCCGCCCGUCACCUCCCUGGUGUGAAGAGCCGCCUGGCCCGGCCAGCCUCUCGCCCUCCUCCGCCGCCGCCGCCGGGCCCUGCAUGAACCCACACGGCCGGGGCCGGAACUGAACGCAGACGCACGCAGGGGGGCGGCCCGCGCCUCUCUCUCCGCUUGGCCGCCGGCCCGCAGCGGGAGGGCACGGGGCGGUCCCACUGCUGCCACCGUGUGGCUGCCGCCUCUCCGGGGCCGCCGGACUAGUCGGACUCGGGGGCGUGGCCCCAGGAAGCCCCGCGCUCUCUUCGCCCCCUCCGCAAGGAAGCCACCUGGAACUUCUGCUGGAGGGGCUGGCUGCACCUCCCCCCCCCCGGCCGGGAGGCUGAUGGGGGCUUUCCAGACUAGGCACCUCCUCCUUCCCCCCCAGGUGGCCUGCUGUGGUUCGGGGAAUCUGCAGGUGGAGGUUGGGAUGGGGAGGAAGCCAAAUAGGAUGGAAUAACCCCACGGAUUCCACUUGCCCAGACAGCCGCUUUCUCCAGGGGGGAUCGAUCCCUCUCCUCUGGAGACCAGUUGUAAUCCAGGCCCCACCUGGAGGUUGGCACCCUGCCCCCACCUCCCUAGGACAGGGGGGGAAACGCGAACUUUGGAGUCAGGGAGAAAGAAACCCCCGCCUCCUCUGCCCCACACAUCCCCUUCCACUGUCCCUUUGAUAGGGUUGGAUCCUUCCCCCCAGGGUUGGGGUGGGCAGGGAAGAAGAAGACGGAAGACCCCCCCCCAGUCUUGCGGGGAUAGGGGUCGCUGGCUGCUCAGGAGGGGCCGGAUCCACUCGCUGAGGCCGCGGGUUCGCCUCACAUGGGGGGCGGGGGAAGAGCUAACAGAGAGAGAGAAGGGAACCACUUUUUAAUGUAAGAAAUGUGAAUAAUUUAAUUUAUUUAUGCGCCGAGGUGCCCGGCGCUGUCCAUAUGGAAAGGGAAGAGGGGGGGGGGGGAGAGAGACUGCGUGGGUGCCAGGCGGAAACCGGAUUCUUUCUAGGGAAAGCCGAACAAAUAGUUCAGUUUUGGCUGGGGGGGGGGGGGGCAGGUCUGCCUUUUUGGGGCUCUGAAUGUCCGAACCCCCCCCCCCCAUGAGAAACCAUUCAGUUAAAGAAAAUGCAUUAGGGAUGUCAUCCUAGCUACGCUUUCCUGGGAGUAAGCUCCCCCAAACAACCCGGGACCUACUUCUGAGUAGCACUGCUUAGGCGUGCGCCCCCUCCAGUUCCUUUGCCACGGUAGUGCCCCUUCGCUUUGGCCCCCCGCUGCCUCCCCUUCUGGCUGGGCAGGAUCAGGAUCAGGAUCGGGGUGAGGUGAGGUGGGGGGGAGAUAAAUAGCAGGCCCCCCUCCCCUCAGGAGCCCCGCUGCCUCCCCCUUCGCCCUGCGCCGGAGUCGCCAGGAAGCGCCUUUGGGUGUGGAAGACAAAGCGGAGCGCGAUCCGGAGCGUGUAUCAUAUACUUUGUACUUUGCGGGACUGUGUAAAUAAACGUUUCUUUCUCUA
Molecule: messenger RNA, 2519 nt
Organism: Sphaerodactylus townsendi
Lineage: Eukaryota; Metazoa; Chordata; Lepidosauria; Squamata; Sphaerodactylidae
Gene: TLX3
Product: T cell leukemia homeobox 3
Exons: 3
Coding region: 166-1035 (289 amino acids)
Biological process (GO): animal organ development; regulation of transcription by RNA polymerase II
Cellular component (GO): nucleus
Molecular function (GO): DNA-binding transcription factor activity, RNA polymerase II-specific; RNA polymerase II cis-regulatory region sequence-specific DNA binding
Source: RefSeq, a predicted model, not a curated record